AUGGUAAGAUGUUAAGCUUCAGUUAUGCAUUGUAACCCUUCUGUUGUUAAAUGUUUUCGAUGUAAGCCAUGAUAUCAGCCUACUGGCUGAAAAGUGAGAUAGAAAUAAGUAAUAAUGCAUUUUCAAUGGGUAUUUGUUUAUUUCAGCAAUUUAUAUACUGCUUCAUUACAAGAAUCUCUAAGUGGUGUACAAGUAACUCAAAACAAUAAAAAUAAAAUAUAUUCUCCACCCUCAUACUUUUAAACAAGUUUCACAAAGUAGUAGUCCAUCUCAGUGGAUUUUGUAGGAACAGAAAACACCCCAAUUUUUUUUUAAGUACAGUUCUCUAAAUUCGGGGUAGUAGCCAGCACGAUACUCCCCAAAUAUUAUGCGCUAAAGCUCCCAGGAUCCUUGGUGAUGCUGGUGGCAGCUGAUGUGAGCUGCAAUUCAACAUCUGAAAUGCACCAUUUGGGCUACUCCCUCCUCUAAAUCGUUCUUUUAACAUUUAUUUUGCAGGGUGUCUCUGAUAAAGCAGCUAUUGUUCUUCAAAUCCUCAAUGAAACAGCUACGCUCUUUGAAAGGAAGGACGUCCCCUUCUCCAAUGUGAGAGGUGUUCUGGAGUAUAUCUAUUAUGUACAUGAUCAGCUAAAACCUUGUGUAAGUACUAAGAAUUAUUUUCCUAAGGAGUUAUUAUGGCAACAUGAAGCAGAAUGAAACUUGGUGUGCAGAAGAAACAGAGGGUAAGACAAAAUGAAACUUGGAUUUGUACAUGCCUGUCUCUCUGUUAAUAUAGGUGUGUCCACAUGGCAUAUUCCCCAAUGUUGUCCCAGACCUUUCUCCUCUUUGAAAGUGAUUCCCCAGGCCCUGGCCCUUUUGAGUUUUCUAAGUAUGGGGGGGGGACAUAUUUAAAGGAGAAAAGGUCUGAGACAACACUGAGUAGCCCCUAAAUUUAUGGGGAGACAGACAGAUGCAAAUCCACAUUUUGCUCCAGUGUUGACAAGCCCAGAAUGUGCAUAUUCCACACUUUAACUGCUAUAGCAUGGGUCGGCAAACUAAGGCCUGUGGGCUGGAUCAAGCCCAAUUGCCUUAUGGAUCUGGCCCACGGACGGUCCGGGAAUUGCCGCAUGGAUUGCCAGCGCAUGCGUUCUUUCCCUCUCCCUCCCUCUCCCUCACACGGCGGCGGUGACGCCUCCUCCCUCCUCCUGGCUUCUCCUGGCCCUGCCUAGAGGAGGAUGGGGCCUGGGCUUUGUUGGUGCUAGCAGCAGCAGCGCUCAAGUGGCCGCCAUUUUAAGCAGUCCCUCUCCAGAGCCCUUUCUCGCGCCACUCAUUGUGCCACCGCCACCAGCCCCUGCCACUUGCAAGACACAGGUAAGCAGUGUGGACAUUUCACCCCUCCCAUUGCAAGAAUCUCAUGAUGUUUUCAGAAAGGAGGGAGCGGAAUCUGCUCAUCGCUUCUUCCGCUCCAGCCUGACUCUUUAGGAGUCUGAGUGUUAUCUGUGUAGAGAUAAUAUGACUGCAUAACGAACAGUAACACUCAUGCAGUCCAGUAGCCUCUGUUAGUCUUUAGUUUGUAGUUUAUUUCUAGUUUGCAGUAGCUGUAAAAGAAUAAAGAAGUUAAGCUUCAGAGCCGUCGUUUGUGUAAUUCAUACUCUGCUGUGCUCUGCUGACUUUGGUGCUGAGUUCAAAGUUGUGAGUCCAUUGCAUUUAGACCUCUUUUCCUGAGUGGAAGGUCUCUGGAAGUGCUUCCCAGCUUGCCUAGUCCAAUCAGGGCACUGGGGCUGAAGAGGUUGAGCCCAGUCAUUGGCACUGGCUCAAAAGCGAAGCUGACAAGCAGCCACCGGGGCUCAUGGUGCUCUUGCAUUUAUUUAUUUAUUCAAAAUAUAGACCAGCCCCCCACAAAGGUCUGAGGGACAGUGGACCAGCCCCCUGCUGAAAAAGUUUGCUGACCCCUGUGCUACAGGGAAGUCAUUUGUCUUCAGUUUACUCUAUAGCAGAGAGCUGAAUAGAAACUGAGACUCCAACAGCCAAUCUCCAAAUACCACCUCUCUUUCUUUUUUCUUCAGAGGUGGGAAACAACGUGUUCUUGCCAACUAUGCUAGUAAGGAUCUGUGUUCAAAUUCUCUUCCCACUUAAUUUACAGCUGCAAUCCAAAACCAGUCUUCCUCUGAUGGACAGCCCGAUAGAAGAUUGUUUCAAAAAGCUGCAGCUAUUUUUGAACGAUGUAAGUAGACUGAGCGUCUCUUCAACAAAGCUUUUAAUUCUAGGAAUGCUUCUAACUCAUUCUGAGUUUAUAGCUGAUCACGUGGGCCAACUGCGCAAAUCAAGAAUGGGGCACUUACAGGUCUUCCAGAUGUUGUUGGACUCUAGUUGCCGUCAUUCCUGAGCAUUAGCCAAGCUGGCAGGGGCUGAUGGGAGCUGGCAUUCAACCACAUCUGGAGGGCCACAGGUCCCCCAUCUCUGCCAUAAAUGAUUUCUCAAGGUCCAUGGUUCCCAAACUUUGUUUCCCGUGGACCACUAGAAAAUUGCUGAGGGUUUCCACAAACCACUGAGUGAUUUUUUCUGCUUGUUGUAGAACUUGCAAUGCACUGCGCUAGAUGCAAUGUGAUUUUUAAUUGCAUUUUUAUUGCUUAUUUUAUUUCUGUGUUUUAUCGCAUCAGAAUUUGAAUUCCAUAGAGGCCAAAUUGUAAUACUGUAAAAUUCAGAAGAAGAAAUAAAAGCAGCAAUAAAAAUACAAUUAAAGACUCAAUAUCAAUAUUUAAUGCAAUAGAUGUGGUGUCUCCACAAUUUUCAACCACAAAUGCACAGACACAUCAUGGACCACCAGAAUGAAACUCAUGGACCACAGACUGGGAAGCUUUCAUUGAUGUUUUGCUGCCACCUCCCACUAGACUGCCUCAUCACCAGGGUUUUCCAGAUGACAGCUCAUUGUUUUCAUAUGGGGGGUGGGGGCAGGGAUAAAGUGUGCCUGUCCCUAUAUCUGCAUAUGAGGUCCUUUAAAAAGAACAGGAUUGUUGUUAUAAUAUGAUUUUAUCACCCACCCUUUGCCAUAAGGGUGUGUUAUAACAAUUUCAAACACAAUAUUUAAAGCGGUUUUAAACAAAAACUACAGUCACAAGGACAGAGUGGGUCCUAAAUAUAUAAGCCUACCUGAUUUCAGUAGUGUACCUGAAAUUCCCAAACAAAAAUUAGGAGGGAAAUUGCUCUCCUGAUCAGAUCCCAGCCUUGCAAAGCCGUGCAGGGCUGGUUUGGGGACAGCGGUGUGAGCAUUGCACCCCCCCAAUGCAUUUGGCAGCCCCCCCCAUGCUACACCCCUGCUCUCAGCCUAGCCUACCUCAAUUGGGGAUUCAGUUGGGAGGAGAACUAUGUAUUGAGCUCAUUGGGGUAUAAGUACCAAAAAUAAAUAGCAAAUGAACCCAAGAAAACCUUUACCAUUCUUCCUUGUUUUUAGACUGUUAGCGGUCCUGGGAAAGUAGGAUAUCAAUGUUUUAGAUAAAUAAAUACCGUAUUUUUUCCGUGUAUAAGACUACUAUGGUACCUUGGGUUAAGAACUUAAUUCAUUCUGAAGGUCUGUUCUUAACCUGAAACCAUUCUUAACCUGAAGCACCACUUUAGCUAAUGGGGCCUCCUGCUGCCACCAUGCGAUUUCUGUUCUUAUCCUGAAGCAAAGUUCUUAACCCAAGGUACUAUUUCUGGGUUAGUGGAGUCUGUAACCUGAAGCGUCUGUAACCCGAGGUACCACUGUAUAUUUUUUCCUGAAUUUUUGAAUUUUAAAAUAAGGGAUCGUCUUAUACAUGGAUAGUGCCUGGUGCAUUUUCUUAAUUUUGAGUCCCCCCAAAAUAGUCUUAUACACGGGGGCAUGUUAUAUACAGAAAAAUGUGGUAAUACCUGCAACAACAUAUUCCACCAGAUAACUAAAAUGGACCCUUGACUAUAUGGGAGUAAACAAACCACCUGCCAGAGAGCAGCACAGUAUAUAAAGGGCUGUAAAGCGGGUAAUAAAUAUAGAAACCCAUUAACGAGGAUUCUUUUUUUUGCAUGUGUUUGCCUCGCUUGAAACAGGGGAGCAGUCACUGCACUUGGCAAGUGGCUCGCGAAGAUGUCAUGGUGGUUUUCCAACAACUUGAACUUGACAUUUCUGCUUCACGGCAUCGACAGCGUAGAACUGAGGUGAAGAAUCUUCUGCUUCCAUGA
Podarcis lilfordi (Lilford's wall lizard) is the source of this 4170-nucleotide messenger RNA. Lineage: Eukaryota; Metazoa; Chordata; Lepidosauria; Squamata; Lacertidae. The record is from the annotation of a GenBank genome assembly.